Messenger RNA from Dunckerocampus dactyliophorus (ringed pipefish), 384 nucleotides. RefSeq names its product histone H2A-like. Bases 1 to 384 code for a protein of 127 amino acids. Gene Ontology annotation, cellular component: nucleosome. The transcript has a single exon. The record is from RefSeq and is a predicted model, not a curated record. Gene Ontology annotation, molecular function: DNA binding; structural constituent of chromatin; protein heterodimerization activity. NCBI's taxonomy places the organism in Eukaryota, Metazoa, Chordata, Actinopteri, Syngnathiformes, Syngnathidae.
AUGUCUGGACGAGGCAAAACUGGCGGCAAGGCCAGAGCUAAGGCCAAGACCAGGUCUUCCCGUGCUGGGCUGCAGUUCCCAGUUGGUCGUGUCCACAGGCUGCUGCGAAAAGGCAACUACGGCGAGCGUAUCGGUGCCGGCGCCCCAGUCUACCUGGCUGCCGUGCUCGAGUACCUGACAGCUGAGAUUCUGGAGUUGGCUGGAAACGCAGCCCGCGACAACAAGAAGACUAGAAUUAUCCCCCGUCAUCUGCAGUUGGCCGUCCGUAAUGAUGAGGAGCUUAACAAACUCCUCGGGGGCGUGACAAUUGCUCAGGGUGGUGUCUUGCCUAACAUCCAGGCUGUUCUGCUGCCCAAGAAAACCGAGAAGCCCCCCAAGAAGUAA